UUGUGCGCAGGCGCUCCCCGGGAUUAAUGUCAAGGCACAAAAGUGGCGCUACACCGUUGCGAGCUCUACUCCGGUGGCUGCCUUAGCAAUGGAUGGGGAGUCAGAACCAAACCCUGCCGUAGCAGAAGAGGCAGGGGAGCGGGUGGAGCCCAUGGAUGCCACUCCCUCCCCCCAGCAGCAGACCACGCCCCCCUCAGAGGAGGCUGGGGAGGCAGUUUCCAUGGUAACAGAAGAUGGAGCCACAAAGGAUGGUGGCGUAGAGGACAAUGAUGAUGAUGUGGUUCUUGUAGGGGAGGAGGCUCCCCAGCCUUCUGCCACAACCCUCUCCCAAGACACGCCCAACACAGACUGCCUAGAGCCAGCAACUGUAGACAUGUCCACGGCAGUGAUGUCUUCUAAGACCCCUAGUUCUCCUGCGUCUUCCAGCACAUCUACAGUGGCAGCACCUCCUAAACCUCCAAUCACAGAAUCAGAGCCUAUUGUCAUUGAUGAUGAGGAAGACUCUGAACAGAAAGACACUUCCUCCUCCUCACCAGCGCAACCUGGAGGCUCCUCAGAACCCCACUCGCCAGGUGUACUCAGCAGCACUGAGCCAGAUUCAGAGAUCAGGAUUGCCAGUGUCACCACACUGGGCUCCAGUAGCCAGAAAGGAAGCUCCUCUGUUUCUGCAGUCAAUACUCCACCGCAUGAAGUGGAUGUCCAGGCAGACAUGAACCUGAUGAUAACCUCUGUGAAAUCACUGCAGGACGGCACGACGGCUGUCACAGCGGCAGGUGACGGCCAGGCAGAGGAAAAUGGUCUGCAGGUCAGCAGUGCAUUCAGCCUGAAUCCCGACACCCCACCUGGUCGACCAACAGCCUCUUUCAACCCAGGGCGGGGCUCAGGCCCCAUGGGCCAACUGGUACAGAAUGGAGACACAGGGACGCACAACAGAGCAGACUCGUGGAUCUCCCAGUCAGCUUCAGUCCCCCGCAACCAAAAGCAGACAGGGGUCGACUCUCCAUCACCAGCCACCUCCCUGCCCAAACCUCCAGGCCAGUCUUCCUCAUCUACUUCCUCCUCAGGCUCCCAGCCACAGCCCAGGACAGUCAAGGUGACCUGUGCAAACUGUAAAAAGCCUCUGAAGAAAGGCCAAACAGCUUACCAACGUAAAGGCUCCACACACCUGUUCUGCUCCACCACCUGUCUCUCUGCCUUCUCACACAAACCCGCCCCCAAGAAGAGCUGCACCAUGUGCAAAAAGGACAUCACAAACAUGAAGGGUACCAUCGUGGCCCAGGUCGACUCCAGCGAGUCUUUUCAGGAGUUCUGCAGCACAGGCUGCCUAGGUGCAUACGAGAACAAGCAAAACCCGCCCAAAUCAAGCCUCAAAACCAAAUGUACUGUCUGCGGCAAGCUCACCGAGAUCCGGCACGAGGUUAGCUUUAAGACUGUGACCCAUAAGAUCUGCAGCGACACAUGUUUCAACGUUUACCGCAGGGCCAACGGGUUGAUCAUGAACUGCUGCGAGCAAUGUGGCGACUACUUGCCCAGUCGAGCGUCGGCCAACCACUUCCUGCUGGUCGAUGGCCAACAGAAACGUUUCUGCUGCCAGAACUGCAUCAGGGAGUACAAGCAGGCCCACAGUAAACUUGCGACCUGCCUGACUUGCAAAACAUUGAUUAAGACAGGCGAGGUGCUCCACAGCCUCGGAGCGGGCGGCACCAUGGGCUCCUACUGCUCCGUCAACUGCAUGAACAAGGGAAAGCUGACGGCAACCUCCUUCAUUAACACAGAGCCCACAUGUCACUUCUGUAAGAGGAACUCAUUACCCCAGUACCAGGCCACACUGCCAGAGGGAAACAUCCUCAACUUCUGCAGCUCACAGUGUGUUACCAAGUUCCAGAAUGCUACUCUUCAAACGGCCACCAAUGGACAGACGCCCCUCUCCACUACAAACAACACCGUCCAACUGAAAUGCAACUACUGUCGAGGAGCAUUCAGCUUGAAGCCUGAAACACUGGAGUGGGAGGAUAAGGUCUACCAGUUCUGUAGUAAGACAUGCUGUGAGGACUACAAGAAGCUGCACUGCAUUGUGACGUUCUGUGAGUACUGCCAAGAGGAGAAGACGCUACAUGAGAUGGUCAAGUUCUCCGGGGUCAAGAGACCUUUCUGCAGUGAAGGUUGUAAGCUGUUAUUUAAGCAGGAUUUUAUCAAGCGGUUGGGUCUGAAGUGUGUCAGCUGUAACCACUGCAACCAGCUCUGUAAGAGGAGUGUGACCCGGCAGCUGGGCGGCAUGACCCGGGACUUCUGCAGCGAGGCCUGUUCCAAGAAGUUUAAUGACUGGUACUACAAGGCGGCGAGGUGUGACUGCUGUAAGGUGCAGGGUAACCUGACAGAGUCUGUGAUGUGGAGAGCAGAGAUGAAGCAUUUCUGUGAUCAAGAGUGUCUAUUGAAGUUCUACUGCCAGCAGAACGAGCCCAUCAUGGUCACACAGAAAGGCCCAGAGAACAGCAGCCUGGGUAAAAACUCAGAGUGGUAUGAAAUGCAAGGGGCCAAACUUGGGGGCGCUGUGCCAUACGCUGGUGGAGGAUUGGCGAGAGACGUCAAGAACAAGGCAGUUCUCUGCAAACCGCUCACCCUGACCAAGGCUACCUACUGCAAGCCACACAUGCAGAGCAAACUUUUACAGACAGAUGUAGACGAUGGUGUGAAGAGGGAGUACGUUCCUGUACCCAUACCUGUGCCCGUCUUCAUCCCCGUGCCCAUGAAUAUGUAUUCCCAGGUCACUCCCACUCCAGUCUCUCUGCCUGUACCGGUUCCAGUGCCUGUGUUCCUGCCCACCACCCUGCAGGGGGCAGAGCAGAUCAUCCAGACCAUCAACGAAUUGAAAAACAAGCUGCCCUCUGACCCUCUGGAGGCUGACCUGCUCUCCAUGGCAGACAUGAUCGCAGAGGACCAGAAACCAGAUGUGAAGUCGAUGAAGGUGAAGAGUGAACGUAGAGAGGAGUCCUCCUCCUCCAGCAGCAGUUCUGAGGAAGAGGCACAAGAGGAGAAGAAGAAGGUGGAGGAGGAGGAGGAGCAGCAGGAGGAAGAGCAGCAGGGGCUGAAGGAAGCGCCAGAGGAGGAGGAGGUGGAAGACGAGGAGGAGGACAAGUACGAGCCCGACCUGGACCUGGAGGCAGACUUUCCUCAAGCCUCAGACCCUGUACCAGUCCUGGAGGAAAUGGACGAGGAUAUGGGUUUCUCUCUACCUCCACUCCUGGCAGAGGAGAAGGAAGAGCCGGAGGAGUCGACACCUCGACCACAGCCCAGGAGAAAAGGGAACAAGAGGCAGGCAGUAGAGGAGAGCUCAGAUCUCGCCUCGUACUCUUUUUCCAGUCCAGCAGGCAGACACUCAGAAGGACGGUCGCUGCCUCUCAAAGCUCGCUAUGGCAUCCAUGCAUGGAAACGCUGGGCACUGUCUACUUCUGACAAAUCAGAUGACACCAAAGAGAAGGACUGCUCCAAACCAGCCCGGUCUAAAAGUAACCUGUUGUCGUUGAGUUCAGAGGAGCUGAACACGGCUUUGUCCCGGUUUGUCAGGGAGGUCUGCAGGCCCAGCGGGGAGCGUUACUCUCCAGACAGCAUCCUCUACCUCUGUCUAGGGAUCCAGCAGCACCUCCAUGCCAAAGGCCGGAAGGAUGACCUAUUUAGUGACCCAUGCUACCAGCAGUUUGGAGAGGAGAUUAACAAGGUCCUGAAGGACUGGCAGCCCAGUGUGCUUCCUGAUGGCUCGCUGUGGAGUCGAGUGGAGGAGCAGAGCCUGUGGAGCAGCCGGCAGCUCGGGGAGCAGAGUCCCGCCACUCUGCUGCGCUCUCUGGUUUACCUGAACACCAAAUACUUCGGCCUACGCACCGUGGAGCAGCACCUCCGCCUCUCCUUCGCCAAUGUCUACGGCCCCGACACCGUCCAUCCUGUCACGAAAGAGACGACCGUCUGCAUCCGCGUGCCUUCCAUCUCUCAGGAUCACCACGUACAAACAGAGUCUAAGAAGAGGAAGCGUAAGUUGGAGGAAGGUGAUCAGGACUAUGAUCCAGACGACGACUCGGGAGUCUCCUCCAUAUGCUGCCCGGUUAAGAAGCAUGAGUGUCACCUAUACGAGCUCUACAGAUCUAAGUGCCCGGUGUUGCUGCAGGAACGUCUGGAUGUCUUCUACGUUCAGCCGGAUCCGGCCUGCAGUCCCGAGGAUCCGCUGUGGUUCAGCUCCACGCCGCUGGAGCGACGGAUGCUGGAGAGCCUCCUCACCAGAGUCCUCCUGGUCAGGGACAUUUACACAGACAAAGAACUCCUACAGGAAGAGGACGGCGGUGAGGACGUUGGGGGGGAGUAGCGGUCGCUUGGACGUCUGUUAGUAGAGCCUGAACAGUCAUCAGAGAAGUAGGAAGCGGACAAUAGCUAGUAGUGUGUGUGCGCGCUCCUCUCCUGUCUUAUCAUCUGCUCCUCCUUUCCUUCCUUGCUGACUUAUUGUUUCCUCCUGGUGAGGGGCGUCCACAACAGGGAACUUGAGAUAGUAGAUGAUGAUGAAAGUGGUGGUGAAGAGCAGCCCAAGCUUGUACUUCUGCUGAUACAUUCACAAACGGAGGAAGAGGUGAUUAAGGACAAAUACUUAGAUUUUCCCAGCACUCAUAAACCAGAAGAGGACAGGCACACAUGUCCUAAUGUGUGAUUGGAUGUAGUUGGGGAAUUAAUAGGCAGAUGAGGACUAAGAGAUAAAGGAGGUGGAGCUGUUUGUUCUUAUAGCCAAACAAAGCUAAAUCAGGUAGAAGGAAAAAGUGUAUUGGCGGUCAUCAUGAUAUUUUGCAAAGAGAAGAUUCUGCAUUAUCAACGUUUCUGAGCUCAGCGUGUUUAUAGUGCUCAGACAAGCAGCUUAAAUAUAUUUAAACUUUUAACAACACAGAAUCAUGCUUUAGCAAAGGUUAUCAGCAUCCGCCAGGAGGCCACAAAGGUGAAAGAACAUGAUGUCAUGGAGUCAUGUUCUCUAACUCUCAGCUAAAUCUCCUCCUCGCCAUCGGCCGUUUGCUUGGGGUCAAGAGAGCAACUUUUUUACAAAGAGAAUCAAUAAGCAAGGGAGGAGGCAGACAAAUGGUCUGGGUGAAACCAGAACCACUACCCAGAGGAGGAGAAGAUAAGGAAGAGGGUAGUGGAAGGCUGAUGCUGUGUGGACAAAGUUGGAAAAUUGCUUGAAUGUCGAAAUUCCAUCUUUGAUGCAGUCGGUGGUUCAGCAUGUAAACAAAACAGGCUCUUUUUUUUCUUUUUUUUUUGUGGGCCAACAUUAACUACUGUUCCCAAUUUAGCAGCUACUCAUGCUACUGUAAGUUCUUCUUUAUAUUUCAAAUGUCUAUUUUAAGAGAUGAUUAAACACUACAGCAGGAAAAUAUUGUUGCACUGACUGUGACAGGGGGAAAGAUUCAGGACCCCGCCCAUCGGUGAUGUUAACAAUGUGCUUUGUCCAGUGCUGCUUCACUGGUGGGAUUUGAAAAUUUCUGUUAGAUGGAAGCAGAUGUGUAGUUUUUUGUUUUUUUUUGUGUGUGUGUGUUAAACUAAAAUUUGGUUUAGUGAAUUUAAGAUUUAAAGGUGGUGCACACCCACAUAACUGACUAAAUGUUAGAUUUCUGCUUAGGUUAUCGUUUGGCCUGAGCUGCAGUCAGGCUGGGUGUUGCCUGAAGAAAUGAAGACGAAUCCAAACAUGUGUUUACUCCUUUGGCGCGACCUCCAGCCGGUUCUGGUGGAUUCGCAGGUCAGAGUUCACCUUUUGUUCUCCUUUGACUGGGCGGAUGUGCUCUGAGUUAUGAUUCAGAGGUUUGUCAGUCAAGCACAGACCAUUAAAGGGAUUUAGUCAGGUAAAAUAAGUGAAGUCACAUGUGGGUGAGUAGGGCCAUUUUUUUAAAGAUUAUUUUAAAAGUGAUGCUAUGCAGCGCUGAGUGUCAGUCUGAUGAGUGCAUAAUGGAAACUUCCAGUUAGAGAAAUAUUUCCACCUGUGUGCUUUCCAUUGCAUUUUCCACUGCAUGAGGAUGGAAUUUCUGACAUUUCUGGAACGCAGCGUACAAGCAGCAGCCUCUGUCAGGACGACCUACCGCAUCUCCAUUAAAUGGGCUGCUUUCAUUUCCUACCCAUCAUCCCGCUCACUGCUCUUCCUCAGGCGAAACCGUUGUACCACAGAGGACUUCAGCUCAGAAGUGCAGGAGUCAGGACUGAUCCCAGAACAGUGAAAGAGGACUGACUGUCAGACAGACCUGACUCGCUGUAGUGAGGGGUACAGCCAACUUACCGACAUGCUGCGUUUCUUUGUAGGACAUUAGGGGAACCUUCAUCCUUGCAAUGUAGCAUUAUGCGCGUACCAAGCCCAGAUUGGGUUGCUUUUGAAGUGUAAAUAUCUCUGUAACAAGGCUGUUAUUUGGGAUGGUCAACACAGAGGGGACACUGUGUAGUUUGGCAAAAAGAAACACCCACUGAAACCUUCUGCUUGAAAACCCACCUUCCGGGAAGCCUUUUUAAAAAGACUGAUUAUUUAUUUCUCUAUUUUUUUUUAUUAGUUUGACUGCAUCCUCUGUGUUGGGAUGGGGUUUUUUAUGGGUGCCAUUUCCUUUUCAACCAACAUUCAUUGAAAACCUGCUGCAGUCCCGCGCUCUUGCUUCUCUUGUCUAUUAAAGGGUAUCGUGCAGGAACCUGCUAAAAAUGAAGGACACUGAUUAUUCAGAGACAGACUAUUUUUUUUUGAAAGUUUCCUUAAUGCUUUAGUCCCUGUAUUUGUAUUUUCCUGGCAGUUCUCAGUUAUUCUUGGUCUCCUCUUAAUCUUGAUAUUGAUUUAGUUCGAAAACUGAGCACUUAAUAAGUGCCCUAUUCUUCUUCCAAGCUGUUUUAGUGCUAGCAUUGCAAAGCAGAAGCUUGUAUUAUAAUAGAGAAUUGGUUGGACAUUUUAAAUUUUUUAUUUUUCAUGAACUAAACACGUUUUCUUUCCAAGUGUCACUAUCCAUUGUUUUGUUUUUAUUUAUGUGGUUCAAGUCCCCCCUUUUUUUUUACUUUCCAUGUUUUGACUAUUAUUUGAAUUUGCUUUCUGAUGAUUUUAAUAAAUUGGAGAAAGUGUCGAGUUAAACCAAGUGAGGUUUAUUUGAGUUUUUUUUUUUUUUCUACUUCAUUGAUCACAUUAACUUUAAUUUGAAGAGGGGAGAAUACUGAGAUGUAAGGCUGGCAAAACUUUACACCAAAAAAAUGUUUCCACAAGCAGUGCUCAAAAUAUAAGGAACACCCUCCAGAUGUUGACUUUGACCUACACAAUGUCUCAAAUUUUUCUCAAACAUGUUUUCCCAGCACGAUCGUCAUCACCGCUUCUCCUAAAUGAAGUGGAUUUAACAAGGUCAGGGAAUCCACUUUCAGAGUUUUAUUUUAUCUAGAGCAGGUGGUGGUCCUGUUAUUUUGUACACGUGACUGCAUUUAAAUGGUGUAGAACUACAGUGUAACAUUUCAGGAACAAAGGUAGCGGAUUCAAAUGGAGAACAUUUGCUGGACUUCUGACCCCAGAUCAGUGUCUGCAGCCCAAAAUCCAAACCUUUUAAAUGUGAUUGUGGGUGUAAACAAAACUGACCCUGGAUCAGAGGACCCUGGUUAACCCGGCUGAUUUUCCUGCUGGACUCAGAGGCGGUAACCAAACCUGCCACAGGUUUGGACCUACAGUAGAAGCUGCGGCUGGCUUUAAUGCCUAAUGUGAAUGUGCCUAACUGUAUAUACUGAAAGUGAGUGAUUGUGAUUUGAGUCUGAUGCUAUGUGUGUGGCUGAUCUGCUGAUCCGGUUGUGUUAAAUAAAUGAUUUCAUUUUCUAACCAGA
Micropterus dolomieu (smallmouth bass) is the source of this 7842-nucleotide messenger RNA. RefSeq names its product zinc finger, MYM-type 2 (gene zmym2). Gene Ontology annotation, molecular function: zinc ion binding. The record is from RefSeq and is a predicted model, not a curated record. The transcript has 25 exons. The coding region runs from base 89 to 4351 and encodes 1420 amino acids. Lineage: Eukaryota; Metazoa; Chordata; Actinopteri; Centrarchiformes; Centrarchidae.